AAAGUUUUUGUUGGCCGCUUGAGAAAAUGGCGUUGUGCUGUGCUCUUUCCAACGAAGUACCGGAGCACCCGGUGGUCUCUCCCUCAUCAGGCGCUAUAUUUGAACGACGGAUCAUAGAGAAAUACAUACAAGAAAAUGGGGUCGACCCGAUCAGUGGCAAAGAACUCUCUGCCGACGAAUUAAUCGAAAUUAAAACUCCACCAAUUGUCAGACCAAAACCACCAAGUGCCACAAGCAUCCCAGCCACACUAAAACUGCUGCAAGAUGAAUGGGAUGCUGUUAUGUUAUACAGUUUCACACAGAGACAACAGUUACAAACUGCUAGGCAGGAACUCAGCCAUGCUUUGUACCAACAUGAUGCUGCAUGCAGAGUCAUUGCCCGAUUGAACAAGGAAGUAACAGCUGCCAGAGAGGCCUUGGCAACACUCAAGCCGCAAGCUGGAAUCAGCACAGUGCCACAACCAGCUGUUGCUGCUGAAGCUGGUGGUGUGGCUAAUCAACCUACAGAACAGGCCGGAAUGAGCCCAGAGGUUAUACAAAAGUUGCAAGACAAGGCUGCAGUUUUGACACAGGAAAGAAAGAAGAGGGGAAGAACAGUUCCAGAAGAACUUACCACACAUGAGCAAUUGAGGAACUUUAAAACACUAGCUUCUCUUAUUGGUUUGCAUUCUGCCAGUAUUCCUGGUAUUUUAGCCCUAGAUGUCCAUUAUUCAGACAGUAGUAAAGUAUUGACAGGUGGUAAUGACAAAAAUGCAACAGUUUUCAACAAGGACACAGAACAGGUUGUAACUAUUCUUAAGGGACACACCAAGAAGGUUACAAAAGUAAUCUACCAUCCAGAAGAGGACAUAGUAUUAACGGCAAGUCCAGAUUCCACAAUAAGAGUAUGGAAUGUGCCAACAUCACAGACCACCUUGUUAUUAAAAGCUCAUGAUGGACCAGUAACGGGUUUGUCUUUACACCCUACAGGCGAUUUUGUACUGUCUACAUCUGAGGAUCAACACUGGGCCUUCUCAGACAUAAGGACAGGCAGAUUAUUGACAAAAGUCACAGACAAUACAAAUGUACCAUUGACUACAGCCCAGUUGCAUCCUGACGGACUUAUUUUCGGUACCGGAACCGGCGAUUCACAGGUGAAAAUCUGGGAUUUAAAGGAACAGAGCAACGUGGCGAACUUUACAGGACAUUCCGGUGCCAUUACGACAAUUUCCUUUUCGGAGAACGGUUAUUAUUUGGCCACAGCCGCCGACGAUGCGUGCGUGAAGCUAUGGGACUUGAGGAAGUUGAGGAACUUCAAGACUUUACAAUUGGAUGAAGGAUACCAGAUUAAAGAUCUCUGCUUUGAUCAGAGUGGUACAUAUUUGGCUGUUGCCGGCACAGACGUCAGGGUGUACUUGUGUAAACAGUGGCAGGAAUUGAAGGUGUUCAAUGAUCACACAGCAGCAGCAACAGGUGUGAGAUUUGGCAAACAUGCCAGAUUUAUUGCAUCCACUUCUUUAGAUAGGACGUUAAAACUGUAUGGUUUAGAAUAAUAGGCUUUGUAAAUGUUUCAUUUUCUUGUGUAAGAAAAAAACAAUUGAUGAAAAAAAGUAGUUUAAGGUUAUCAAUUUUCUUGGAUAUAAUUUUAUUUGUGUAAUGUGAAUUUUUAUUAUAAAUAAAUCAUUUUAUAUGAAUGAA
This is a messenger RNA of Aethina tumida (small hive beetle), 1677 nucleotides long. It is a transcript of the gene Prp19, whose product is annotated as pre-mRNA-processing factor 19. The transcript has 6 exons. The record is from RefSeq and is a predicted model, not a curated record. Gene Ontology annotation, molecular function: ubiquitin protein ligase activity; protein binding. Gene Ontology annotation, cellular component: U2-type catalytic step 1 spliceosome; cytoplasm; Prp19 complex. NCBI's taxonomy places the organism in Eukaryota, Metazoa, Arthropoda, Insecta, Coleoptera, Nitidulidae. The coding region runs from base 27 to 1532 and encodes 501 amino acids. Gene Ontology annotation, biological process: protein ubiquitination; DNA repair; mRNA splicing, via spliceosome.